GAGAGAAGAAAAAGGGUUUAGUUUAGGUCAAGAGAGAGAGAGACAGUACUGGUGUGGUUUGUGGUUUCGGCUCUCUCGCGACACGCAGCAGAAUGUUCAAGAAGGCGGUGGAGGCUAAGUCUCACCAGCGUCUCUCCGGCGCCGAUCGGAAAAAACUCCGGCGCACCGUUCAAAAUAGGUUUUCUCUCCUCACCGAUGAGCUCCUCGACGCCAUCCUUCCUCCCAAGGUGGAGAUAACUGUUUCAAAGUUCCAGAACCGUGUUCUUGUCUAUAGUAUUGAAGGUGGAUGUCCUAUGUUUUUCGAUAUUGAUGGAAGAGGGAAUGAGAUUUUACCCACAGUGUUUGCUCUAUGGGAGGCUCCUGAGAUGUUACCUUCCUUUAUGUUGAAAGGAGGUGAGGUUUCGCGGUAUGUACUAGGCGGUGCUGAUUUGAUGUUCCCUGGUAUAUUGAUCCCUCCCGAAGGCUUUCCUUCUUUCUCAGCUGGAGAGAUAUGGUCUGUCAAAGUUCCUGGGAAUGCGGCACCUAUUGCUGUUGGGUUUACCACAAUGAGUAGUGCAGAAGGUAUUAAAGCAGGUUUGCGUGGGAAGGCUUUACGGAUAGCUCAUUAUUACCGUGACUUCCUCUGGGAAUCAGCUGAGGGGCAUUAUGUUCCAAAUGCUGGGUUUUGGGAGGAUGUUGUCAUGGAGGAUCCAGCGUUCCUUGCUUCUGGUUCAGGUGAGGAAAUUUCAGACGCUUCAGCUGGGCAGCAGACAAGCACAGGAAAUGAAGAAGAUGCAUCUGCUUUGGAAACAGCUUCAACCUCAGCUACUGAUGCUAAGAAUGGUACUGAAGAAGACAUAGUUGGAAGCAUGAAUGAGGUUAACUUAGGAGAUGACGUUUCUGCUAAUGAAGCUAAUACUGAGAAGCAGAAUCCUCUCUCCACAGAGGAGGUAGAUGCCCUUCUUGACCAAUGCCUUUUGCAAGCAUUGCAUACAACACUGAAAGAGAAGGACCUUCCCAUACCAGGAAGCACUUUAUGGGCAAAUCAUGUAUUACCUUGUAGGCCUCCUGGGAUCACACUAGACAUUAAGAAGUCUUCCCAUAAAAAACUGUCAAAGUGGCUGCAAUCUAAAGCUUCUGCAGGAAUGAUAACUGUGAAAGAAGACAAGCACAAGAAGGAGAUUGUGCUGAUCUCAGUUAACCGCAGGCACCCUGAUUACUCAUCCUUCAAGCCAGAGAAAAAGAAAUCAGAAAUCUCCGAGUCUUCUGUCGCCAGCUCCACAGCACAAGCUCAGUCAGACAAAAUGCUUGAAAUCAUAGAGGUCUACAAACCAAGCAUACACAACAGCGCAAUAUUUGCAUCACUCGGAGAAGACAAAGGAAAGCUAUACACAGCUUCAGAAGCCUCUGACGUCGUCUUCAAAUACAUCGAGAAGGAAAAUCUGGUGAAGCCAACAAACAAGUCAAUGGUGGUGCUGGAUCCUAUCCUGUGCGACGCAUUGUUCAAAGGAGCUAUCAAAAAGGGAUCAGCGUAUCCGUCAGAGAUUCAUAAAAAGGAUGUUGGAUCGACUUUUAUAGGGAGGAUGCAGCCUCAUCAGGUGGUGAUGAGAGGAGGAUGCGAACCUGUGGUUCGUAAAGGAGGUAUAAAGCCGGUUCAGAUAAUGACGGAGCGAAGACAAGGUAACAAGAAAGUGACCAAGGUCUCGGGGAUAGAGACGUUCUUGAUGGAUCCUGACUCGUUUGGAUCAGAGCUGCAGAAGAAGUUUGCUUGUAGUACUUCAGUUAACGAACUUCCAGGUAAGAAAGGGUACGAGGUUCUGAUACAGGGAGGUGUGAUUAAAGAUGUGGCGAGGUAUAUGGUGGAACACUACGGAGUUCCAAAGAGAUACAUUGAAGUUCUGGAUAAGACUAGGAAAUGAUUUCAUUUGCUGCUAUCUUUCUUCUGUUUUACUUUUCGUUUUGUGUUCUAAAUUUUUAAUUUUAUUUAGUUUCCCUGAGGUUACUUUACUCAUCUUUUAUUUUUAGCUUUGUGAAAAUAAGAGAGAAAUGGGAAGUGAAUAAAUAGCAAGCAGUUAAAAGUCCGCUUGGAAGCA
Messenger RNA from Brassica oleracea var. oleracea, 2072 nucleotides. Its product is annotated as eukaryotic translation initiation factor 2D. NCBI's taxonomy places the organism in Eukaryota, Viridiplantae, Streptophyta, Magnoliopsida, Brassicales, Brassicaceae. The record is from RefSeq and is a predicted model, not a curated record. Gene Ontology annotation, biological process: translational initiation; formation of translation preinitiation complex. The transcript has 8 exons. Gene Ontology annotation, molecular function: translation initiation factor activity. The coding region runs from base 93 to 1898 and encodes 601 amino acids.